Molecule: messenger RNA, 658 nt
Organism: Ambispora gerdemannii
Lineage: Eukaryota; Fungi; Glomeromycota; Glomeromycetes; Archaeosporales; Ambisporaceae
Source: the annotation of a GenBank genome assembly
AUCGUGCUUUAGAUCGCAUAGAGUGGAUUGAUAUUAAACAAUUCUCGGAUAUAUACUUCUUGGCAGAAGGAGGAUUUUCUAAUGUCUAUUCGGCUAAAUGGAAUGAAGGUCCACUAAAAUAUGAUAGUGGAUAUCAAGACCUUCAAAAUAUAACUAAACGAUAUUGGCAUGACAGUGACUUGGCAAUGAAAAUGAUUCGACAAGCAAACACUAAGGUCGUCUUAAAAUUGAUAAAAAAUUCUAAAAACUUGUCAAAAGAAUUUUUGGAUGAACUUGAAGCUCAUUAUAAAUGUAUAGGAAUGAACGAUAAAGGCUUAACUUGUUAUGGAGUAACUUUUUUUCCAGAAAAAAAUGAAUAUGCCUUAGUAUUAAAGUACGCAGAAAAAGGCAACAUUAGACAAUAUAUACAAAAAGAACACAAAAAUUUAUCUUGGUAUCGGCGAGUUCAAUUGUUGGAAGGAAUAGUUUCUAAUCUACGACUUAUACACUCAAAAGGUUUUAUUCAUGGUGAUCUUCAUAGUGGAAAUGUGCUCAAAGGAAAAUUGGUCUUACAAAGUUAUAUUAGUGACCUUGGACUAUCACGACCUGCUAACGAUCCAAAACUAACCGAAGAUCACCUACGACAUACCGAAAUGCUGGAAGAAUUUGAUGGAAAAAU